Emericellopsis cladophorae is the source of this 1032-nucleotide messenger RNA. RefSeq lists its product as uncharacterized. The transcript has 2 exons. The record is from RefSeq and is a predicted model, not a curated record. Lineage: Eukaryota; Fungi; Ascomycota; Sordariomycetes; Hypocreales; Bionectriaceae. The coding region runs from base 1 to 1032 and encodes 343 amino acids.
AUGGGCGAUUUCAGUCGCUACGUCGACGGUAUCACGCGAGAAACCGGGUGGGAGAGGGAAAGGCUGUGGCCUUGCAGGGUUGAGAUUUGCAGUGCUAUAUACGGCACUGGGAACCCCGAUAUUUCGGGAAUAGGGGUCGCCAUCGGAUAUGUCCUCAUGGCAGGGCUGAGCCUCUCGCUGUCGGCGCUCACAGUCCUCCUAGUCAGGAGACACAGGACGCAUCCAAAACGGCUCUCCGUAGUGACGGCUGGGCUGCAGUCCUUCUUUGACGCGGCAGCCUACUUCGCCAUUGCGGCGCAGCUCGCCACCAUUAUCUUCCUCUCUAUGAAGGACUUUGGCAUUAGCACAUCCAACUUUGAGACCAUCGAGGCACAGAUUGCCCAGAUUGUGUCGGUCGUCUGCAUGUUGCCCCUGUUGUACCCUAUUGUCCUGCUCGACGCUACCGACGAGCCUGCCAAGCACAACAUGCGCGUAUUCUUGCUCAACGUGGCCGCCUCCUUGUCGUUUUACACUUUUGUCUCGCGUUGCAUCCACUGGUUCAGUAACACACCCAUGCGGACCAGCGACGGCGACGUGAUUGAUAUGGACGACUGGGGCGAAGUGGAAGGUAUUUGCUUCAGCGACGGUCUCCUGGGUCUGGAAAAGAACCGUGUCUAUGGGUCGAUCGGAGCCUUGGGGAUAUCUUCUAUGAUCCUCGUCUAUAUCUUUACAUUUUGGCAAAAUCUUGGUCUCCUUGGCUUCCGCCACCUCGCGGGGCGCAGCCGGUGGCAGGACUUGAUCUUCCAGCACUACGUCUGGAGGGAAUGCCUCAGCAGGCACCCAUACUACGCAACGGUCUUCCUUCUAGUCCCGGUCGGGCUCUCCUUGCCCCUUCUCUGGGCAGUCUUUUACCUACGGCACCUUCAGCGCGAACUGUCACACGUACUAUCUAUGGAGUACGAGGGGGACAGCUGGGGAUUCGGCCAGAUUGUCUCCAUUGUCAUUUUUGCGCCUGUGCCCAUCAGCAUGGCGUACCAUGCUAGGUUUGGCUAA